AUGAGAGAAGGCCAGGAAGCCAGAGUUAACUGGCCAAUUUGGCCAACGCUGGGGAGCGAACAGAUGCGCCUCCUGGAUCUGCAACCUGCAGUUGAUAUCUCUGAUUCUCUUUGUUGCACUUUGCGCAUGGCUAGUCUUACUCAGUCUCCAUUUUAUGAGGCUGUUUCCUAUGUUUGGGGACACGACAGCCAUAGAAAGACAAUAAAGGUAGACGGAACUGAGACUGUCAUCACCAACAAUCUCUUCGAUGUUCUUCACAGUCUACGGCGCAAAGAUUCAGUUCGCACUCUUUGGAUCGACGCAUUAUGCAUAAACCAAGCAGACCCCGAAGAGCGCUACAACCAGGUCAAGAUCAUGGGGCGUAUCUAUCAGCAAGCAUUCAAUGUUGCGAUCUUUCUCGGAAGCCAUUGGGAUGGCUUGGACAUUGCUCGUGAUUACCUAGAACUUGCCGCUGAGCGAGAAGAGGCUCACUUCGACCCCCUACUCAAGCCGCACUUGGAGGUUCGCGGUUACAAUAUUUCAAUGCCGCAUUUGAGAAACAACCUUUCCAGGUUUUUUUCCUCGGAUUGGUUCUUUCGAGUUUGGACAGUGCAAGAGUUUGUUCUCGCAAGACAGACUUCUUUCUUGUAUGGGACAACUGUCAUUGAUGGGGGGCGCUUUAUGAAGGGUUUUGCCUCGAUUCGGCGACAUAUCUCCAGUAGAUGCUGUGGACCGCGAUCCCUUCUCGAAUGUGGUGAAAGGUUUUUCGAUGUUAUGAUUCAUAUAGAGUCGCUCAUCAACAUGAGGGCAUCUCUGGCAUCCACAGAUCUUUUGCAGGUUCUACACGAUUGCCGUCGGCGGAAAUGCACAAACCCCUUGGAUAGAAUCUAUGGGAUGCUCGGCAUGGAUUUUAAAGGCCAAUCAAGCGGAAUUCUUCCGGACUAUAGCAUCACGACUGAGGAGCUCUUCGUUGGACUUACCAAGGAGCAGAUGGAUCGAACAAAAACGCUGGAUAUCCUCACUUAUGUUGACAUGGGGAGACAGACUGUCUUGAAUCUUCCAUCAUUUGUGCCUGACUGGACUAUGGAGUCGACGAAUCGCCUCACACAUAUGCUUUCUGUAGAUCAGCAACUGGCAACAACACAUUAUAAAGCUUCAGGAGAGAUUCCAGCCAAGUUUGAGUUUCGAUUUAAGGACAAUGGGCACUUAAUGUUGACGAAGGGCGUUAUAAUUGGCUAUAUAGAAAGCGUAGGCACCCCAGGCACUUUUUCCGACCUGGAAAGCUUUUCUCAGGCAAAAGACAUUGUGUCAGAGGCUCGGGAGUUGGCGAGACUGCCCAGUCAGCCACCUAUAUCAUGGCAGGCAGCCACACCUCAAGAGCUCGCUUUCUGGAGAACCCUCUGUGGAAAUCUAACCAUCAACUACCUAGAAGGAGACCGCGAGUGGACAGUUUCGGAUCCAGAACUUGAUUACGAAUCAUAUCUGCGAUGGAAUCGUGCGAUGAAUAAGCUGCAAGAGGGUCAGCCCGCUGUCGUAGGAGAUGAACCAUUUCAAGAUGCCCUAAUUCCCAACCUCUCCGGCCGAAGGUUUACUAGAACCGAGACUGGACUCAUUGGCAUGGUCGCUGCGGAUUCCCUUCCCGGCGACGUCAUUGUGGUGCUACCUGGUGGUAGAAUUCCGUACGUGCUCCGCGAGAAGCACGGGACCAGCGCCUUAGAAAACGCUAAAACUUAUCGUUUCAUCGGUAACGCAUACAUAGACGGGUUUAUGUAUGGAGAGGCUGCUGAACAUGACGCGGAGUGGGCAUCGUUAUUUAUAGUCUAA
Molecule: messenger RNA, 1803 nt
Organism: Colletotrichum truncatum
Lineage: Eukaryota; Fungi; Ascomycota; Sordariomycetes; Glomerellales; Glomerellaceae
Source: RefSeq, a predicted model, not a curated record